AACAUGAUUCGAGCAACAACCUCCGCCCAGGUGAAUACACCGAUGCGUACCCUGGGUUCAAACCGUGUUUAUGCCAUUAUGUAUCGGAGGAGUGAAGGUCCUGGCCCUCAUCGAGACUUUGCCGCCGUUAUCGCAGAAUUGGACGACGACAUAGUAGUCCUGAAAGAAGCAAAACAACGCAAUGAAUGAGAUGAUAGGCAGGAUAGUGUCCGACCACUCACCUUGAUAGUUUGUGUAACUAUCCCGAUUUGGUUGUGGGAAGAGGACUUGGUACGGAUAACGCGGACGCAAGUCCCUAUCUGAGGGUGGUGACGAGCGAGAAUGAUUGUCAGAGAAUGCGAGAAAUGAAGAAUAAUCAUAGCACAUACGUCGGAGACCGCAGAAGUUUGUACAGAAGACAUGGCUGCUGAAACGUUGAGAGGGCGGAAGAAUGAUUGAAUAACAUGGGGCGCAGUUCUUUUGUAUAGCCCGUGUAGACGCUAAAACUAGUCGAAAACAAAAACAUGAAGGUCGCGCGUUUGCG
Messenger RNA from Somion occarium, 523 nucleotides. Lineage: Eukaryota; Fungi; Basidiomycota; Agaricomycetes; Polyporales; Cerrenaceae. The record is from the annotation of a GenBank genome assembly.